ACAAAUCAUACAUAUAAGAGGGUAAGUCUUAUUAUCCGAAACAGUCUUGUGUUAGAUCCUGUAUUUUGUGUUGAGCAACGGUAACCAAGUGGAUAAUUCUCAUCGUAGAUAUCUUUUAUUCUGUCAAGUAUAUUACAAUAUCCGCACCUGACUAUGACAAUCAAUGAAACAGAAUGGAUUGCUGGUUUGGAGAAAAGAGAACCCAAACUUUACCCUUAUCUACUUAUGAUGUUAGUGACUAUUUUGGGGUCUGUAUACUUGAGAAGGACGAGGAGAAUGGAAGCUAUGAUAUCCAAGAUACCAGGUCCUCCAACAUUACCCAUUAUUGGUAACAUCCACCUUUUCUUCGGAGCUGAUAUAAAAGGUCUCAUAAAUAUCCAAGAUGAAUUAUUUAAGACUUAUGGUACAAUCUUGCGAGUUUGGAUAGGCCCACAUCUUUGGAUAAAUCUUGCCGAGCCUAAAUAUAUUCAUGCACUCCUAAGCAGCGAACAUGGAACAAACAAAGAUUCGAGUUCUCAAUUUUUCAAAUCGCAAUCAGAUGGAAUAUUCAUAGCAUCCGGUAAAAAGUGGAAAACACUAAGGAAAAUUAUAAAUCCAACCUUCCAUCAAAAAAUAUUGGAAAGCUACCUGAUUACAUUCAAUGAGAAGAGUGAUAUCCUUGUAAAACAAUUGGAUAAAAAAGUUGAUGAACCCAUUUUUGAUAUCGGAGAUUAUACAGCGAAGUGUACACUGGAUUUCCUCUGUGGUACUCUAAUGGGCGUGAAAUCUGGAGUACAGUAUGAAAAACAUAACAAUUUCUCCAAGAACGUAACUGAAUCAAUUAAAAUAAUUCAACAAAGAUUCUACAAAUUGCAUUACCAGCCAGAGUGGGUGUUUCGCUUUUCAAAGAUUUCUAAACAAUUGAUAGCUCUUGUGGAGCCUGCUCUGGACUUUGCAAAGCAGGUGAUCCUGGAGAGAGUCAAAAUAAGGGAAGAGGAAGACUCAGAUUAUCAAGUUCAUGAUCGCAAAGGAAGGUCUAUUUAUUUGGAUACAGUUCUUGAUAAUUUCAAGCAUAUGUCUCUCGAUGAACUAACUACUCUGACCCUUGAUACAUUUAUUGCGGCCACUGAUACGACGAGAGUUGCGACUGCCUACACCUUCCUGUUACUUGGAGCCCACCCUGAUAUCCAGGAAAGAGUAUAUCAAGAGAUUAUUGAAGUGGUUGGUGAUGGAGAGUUCACAAUUUACAACUUGACCGCCCUCAUGUAUUUGGAUAUGGUUCUCAAAGAGGUUCUCAGGCUUUUCUCAGUUCCUAUGGUGACGCGAGAAUUAGGAAGGGAUCUUGAUGUUGAUGACCUGACUCUACCUUCAGGUUCAUGUAUCUUAGUCUCCUUUAACGCUUUACACCAUGAUCCAAAAUUUUGGAAACAUCCUGACGAAUUUCACCCGGACCACUUUCUGCCAGAAGAAGUAUCCAAAAGACCAAAAUAUAGUUAUCUUCCUUUCGGAUAUGGUCCAAGAAAUUGUCCAGGUCAUGCGUUUGCUAUGCUCUCCAUGAAAACAAUGAUUGGAAGUGUCAUUAGAAAAUACAGGAUAUUGUCAAAGUUUGAUAUGCAGAAUGCAGAAUAUGAAUAUAUUUUUAUGCAGGAGCUGAAGAAUGGAUACCCAGUUCAAUUGAUGAAAAGAAUAUGACAAGUCUUUCAAAAUAUAAUAUCCAUUUCUACCACUAAAAA
Nilaparvata lugens (brown planthopper) is the source of this 1712-nucleotide messenger RNA. Its product is annotated as cytochrome P450 4g15. The coding region runs from base 154 to 1671 and encodes 505 amino acids. The record is from RefSeq and is a predicted model, not a curated record. The transcript is spliced from 11 exons. NCBI's taxonomy places the organism in Eukaryota, Metazoa, Arthropoda, Insecta, Hemiptera, Delphacidae. Gene Ontology annotation, molecular function: oxidoreductase activity, acting on paired donors, with incorporation or reduction of molecular oxygen; iron ion binding; monooxygenase activity.